AUGGACAGGUUAGACGAGGAGAAGACCUCGUUCAUAACGGAAGAUGGGACUUAUUGUUACAGGGCUAUGCCCUUUGGGCUAAAAAAUGCUGGAGCGACAUACCAAAGGCUGAUGAAUAAGAUCUUCAGGGGGCAGAUAGGAAGAAAUGUGGAGGUAUAUAUAGAUGAUAUGAUGGUAAAAAGCCAGACCUUUCAGCAACACGUGGCAGAUUUAAAAGAAGUAUUCGGAGUAUUGAUGCAGUACAGAAUGAGGUUAAACCCAGAUAAAUGCGCUUUCUUCAUCAGGGGAAAAUUCCUGGGAUACAUGGUCAACGGAAAAGGAAUCGAGCCAAAUCUAGAGAAGGUAGAAGCCAUAUUAAAAAUGCCUGAACCAACCUACAUAAGAGAUGUGCAGAGACUUACAGGAAGAGUGGUAGCACUUAACAGAUUUAUGUCAAAAUCCGCAGAAAGCAGUCCCCUAACUGGGGAAGAACUCUUGAUCUAUUUGCCCGCCUCAGAACAAGCCGUCAAUGCCGUGUUAGUAAGAGAAGAAGGGGGAGAGCAGAAGCCAAUAUUCUACGUGAGCAAAGUACUUAAAGAUGCUGAGGUCAGAGCAGGCAGAGCUCAACGAAAAACCCACAGAAGCAACGGAGGAAAAGAGCGAACAACAGCCCUUGUGAGAAUUCAAUUGGAAGCUAUAUGUGACGGAGCAUCAAGCACUGCAGGUAGUGGUGCAGGAGUAAUGUUGAAAGGACCAGAAGGGUUCAAAGUUUGUUAUGCCCUGCGAUUAGAGUUCGGUGCUUCCAAUAAUAUAGCGGAGUACGAAGCCCUGAUAAACGAAAUGUUGAUAGCAAUGGAAAUUGGGGCAACCGACCUCAAAAUAAACAGUGAUUCUCAGUUGGUGGUCAACCAAAUAACGGGGGCAUACCAGGCGAGAGACCCCAUUAUGCAGAAAUACCUAACGAAAGUAAAAGCCAUCAAAGCAGAACUCAGCGAGCAGAGAGUCACUGUAAAAUAUCAGAAAAUACCUCGAGAAGAAAAUGAGGAAGUAGACCUGCUUAGCCGAUUAUCUGAAGAGGAGUUGGAACAACUCCCAAACGAGGUAUACAUACAACAUAUUAAUACUCCCGCCUUUGACAAAACGAAUGCUAUAAUGCCGGUUGAAGAAGGACAAAGUUGGAUGACCCCAUACCUGGAAUACUUAGAGAAAGGAAAGCUUCCAGAAGACAAAGCUAAACCAAAGAAAAUAGCAACCCGAGCUCCUAAUUAUCAAGCGAUAAGAGGCACGCUAUACAGAAGGGGGAAAUCUAGCCCGUGGCUCCGAUGUGUAGGGCCAGAAGAAGCAACCAGGGUUAUGGAAGAAAUUCAUCAGGGAAUAUGCGGGGCUCAUGAAGGAGCAGGAACGCUGGCGAAUAAAAUUUUCAAGCAAGGAUACUACUGGCCUCUAGUCAAGAAGGAGACAGAAGAAUUUAAGAAGUUCGUAAUAGUAGCUGUGGAAUAUUUCUCUAAGUGGCCGGAAGCUGAAGCUGUCCCCACCAUCACAGCAAGAAAAAUAAUAGAUUUCAUCUGGAGGAACAUUAUCUACAGAUUUGGAAUACCGAGGGUACUCAUAUCAGACAACGGCAAGCAAUUUGACUGCAAGACAUUUAAAGAGUUCACGAAAAACAUGGACAUCUGGCACAAGUUCUCCUCGGUAGCCCAUCCUCAAACUAACAGCCAAACAGAGGUAACAAACCGAGCCAUUCUCCAGGGAUUGAAAAAGCGACUAGAUGGUGCAAACAAGAAUUGGGCAGAUGAACUUAAUAGCAUCUUGUGGGCAUUUCGAGCCACUCCCCGAGCGCCCACAAAAGAAACACCUUUUGCGUUGGCAUUUGACACUGAAGCCGUGGUCCCGUCGAGUUACAAGUUCCCACUCACCGAGUUCAAUUUAAUAACGGAAACACUAACGAUGAUAAGCUGA
This is a messenger RNA of Manihot esculenta (cassava), 1938 nucleotides long. RefSeq lists its product as uncharacterized. The transcript is spliced from 4 exons. Gene Ontology annotation, molecular function: RNA-DNA hybrid ribonuclease activity; nucleic acid binding. The record is from RefSeq and is a predicted model, not a curated record. Lineage: Eukaryota; Viridiplantae; Streptophyta; Magnoliopsida; Malpighiales; Euphorbiaceae. The coding region runs from base 1 to 1938 and encodes 645 amino acids. Gene Ontology annotation, biological process: DNA integration.